AAUUCUCACAUACUCUCCCUUGGAACUAUUUAGCGCCUACAACGGCGAAAUUUGUUUCCUAGAGAAAAAGAAUUCUCAAGGAAAACAGUGGCAAACUAAAAUUUUUUCUGAAUACUUUUAAUAUUCCAGCAGAUUCUCUAGGAAAGUAAAUAUUAAUAAGGAUUUCCCACAUUAUUCAGACAUUCUUCAUUCUCCAUUGUCUUAUCUGUGAACUUAAACAUCAAUUUCCUCCAGCAAGCUUGCGAUUCCGGGAAUCCCUUCACUCUGACGAGUAGGUUAUCAUUUCUUUGCUAUAAGGAGAUAUUGAUAUAGGGGGCAGUUAAAGCUUACACCCAAUAUACUUUGACCAUUAAGAAACUGAAGACCAAACGAAUCGAGAAACCAUAAGAAAUGAUGAGCUCAGUAGCGAAGCAUGUAUCCACCAUCUUCAAUCGACCGAACGUAGCCUUGUUGAAUCCACUAAGUUGGGAGCAGCAGCUACAACAAUGGCGGGGCAUACGGGUGAAGGUGCGGAACAACAACCUAGACCAAGCACUGUUCUUGAUGCAGAGGAAAAUGCAGUCCAGCGGAAUGGAACGCCUCAUAAAGCGUGAACAGCUUCACCAUAUCAAAAACUCGGAGAAGCGCGUCUUGGCUCGUAAGCUCCUUGAACGUAAACUCCGUUCUCAAGACCUCGCUCGUAAGCUCAAAUCCAUUCUCAUCAAGAAAGUCAGGGGUUUAUAAAGGAGAAUGUUCCAGCAGAGUUUCUUUAUCAACUUUCUGGACUUGGCUGGCUGAUUGCUACUGAAUCACCAUUUUCUUGCACCUUCCUACGUGGACUACACCUUUGAGAAUAAUGUUUUGAAUUUUAUGAGGUUUCUCUCCUUGAUGUAGAAUUUUGGCAAGUGUUAAUAGAAGAUCAUUGCUAGUUUGCUACAGGGUGUCUUUUCUUUUUCCUUCUUGGGACUGAUGCUUAAUUCAUCAAAUUAGAUUGUAAAGAAUGCACGAAUCGCCAUAGCCAAAUCUGAGGAGGAAAAGUAGCUGGAGAAACUGAUGAAAAAGAUAGUUACAACAACAACAACCCAGUAAAAUCCCACCAGUGGGGUCUGGGGAGGGUAGAGUGUACGCAGACCUUACCCCUACCCCGGAAAAACAAUAAAAAGUUACCUUGAUGCCAAAAUUAUUAAUUA
Molecule: messenger RNA, 1169 nt
Organism: Nicotiana attenuata
Lineage: Eukaryota; Viridiplantae; Streptophyta; Magnoliopsida; Solanales; Solanaceae
Exons: 4
Coding region: 391-723 (110 amino acids)
Biological process (GO): translation
Cellular component (GO): ribosome
Molecular function (GO): structural constituent of ribosome
Source: RefSeq, a predicted model, not a curated record